Molecule: messenger RNA, 1455 nt
Organism: Chara braunii
Lineage: Eukaryota; Viridiplantae; Streptophyta; Charophyceae; Charales; Characeae
Source: the annotation of a GenBank genome assembly
GAUAUGCUAGCACGUUAUAGCCAAGGAUUAUAAUGAGUACGGCGUGUGUUGUCUGUGGCCGCAGUAUGUUUCAGAGCAAAGAAAAGAAAAAAAAAACGCUUUUCAUUCGAGCUAUUAUAUAAUUACUCUUAGUGUGUGUUAUGGCGGAUAGUACAAGUGGACAAGAAGGAAACAAUGUGGAUCCAUCGUUAUCGCAGCCGGUAUCAUCACAAGGCUCUAAUGCGCCGGUGUCAGAAAGUUCUUUUACUUCAUGGCUCACAGACACACCCAGAAUGUGCGUCCAAGAAGCCGAGGAACCUUGUUUCGAUGAUAACAUCAACGUUCCGCUGUCGAGAGAGGAACGCAGGCAUUUGAAAAGGUUGACGUGUUCCAAUCCGUCUAUAUCAUGGUACACUCAUUCAACUGGCAGUUCUGAUCGUAGAUGGGGAUACAUAGAUAGUCAAGACAACCGGGUACGUAGACCGCGUCAUAGUGAUUCUAUCUACAAUAAUGAUCCAGAUGAUGUAAACGAAAGUGACGUUGACAAUGAUGAUGGCGAUGACGAGGAUGAAGACGACAACGAAGACGAAGAUGAUGACAAUGACGUUGACGAUGAGGAUGACAAUGAUGAUGACGAUGACGAUGAUAAAGAAGAGGAUGAUGAAGUCGAAUACAAAAUCGACAACGAAAACGAUAUGAAAGGAGAUAAAACUUGCAAUAGGGCACCAGGAAGAGACUCAAAGGACCUUUGCAUAACAUUGGAGAACGCGGUUAUUGCAGGUGGAGGUGUCCCUGAUGUGGAUAUGGUGCCACUUGCCGGACCACGUGUUAGACGACCAGCGGUGAGAGGUGGCGAGAGGGUCAUGCGCGGGCGAAGAGUGCGUAACGGAGGUGCGAGACACAGGGAUGCAGGGGUUGGAGCACUAGGCGGGCACGCAGGAGUUGUAGCGAUGACAAGUAACGACAUCCGUGCUGCAUGGCCUUUGGCUGCCCAAAAAGUCGAGGCAGCGGCUCGUUAUGUGGGCUUAGAUGAUGAGAUUGAUGCGUUUCUACAGAUAUUGGUCGGUAACGACAGUCUGCAGCCUCACCCGCAACGUCAGCAGAAGGAAAGGGACUACGCACUUCAGGAGCACGAGCACAACCCUCGGGUAGAAACGAUCCGGAUGAAGAGGGGUCCGCUUGUGGAAGACAUGGCUCUUCAGCCACAACCUGCGGUGGACAUGGAAUCUCGGGGGAAGUUCGUGGAGCACUACGUCCACGAGAGGAACGAGAGAAAAACACUUGCAUCCCUCGACGAUACCGUCGCUGCGUGGAUGACAUAUGAGCAGGCGAGGCCCAUUGUGAAAGAACCACGUGGAAGGACUCAUAAUUCAUGGUCAAAGAUGCCAUGGGAAUCGAGAAUCUAGUCCCUCUUGGACGAGCCGCCGCACGAGUCCUAAGUGACUUUUCUCAAUGCAAUGAAAUUCUGCAAAAAUU